UCCUGUUGCUGCUGGAUGUCCUUAGUUUCUAUCUCCCACUCCACUCUGUCAACAGACCACUGUUUAAAGUGACUCUCCUGUUGGGAUACAAUGUUUUUCUGCUCAUGACGAACAGCAUUCUCCCAAACAAUUCAGGAGGGACACCCCUUAUUGGGGGGUAUUUUUUAGUCUGGCAGGCACUCCUGGUUUUCAGCUUGUUAGAAAGCAUGUUUGUUGUUUACGUUCUACAUGGAAAGUAUCAGACCCAAAUGAAGGUUCCAUCCUGGGUCAGAACACUGGCCAUGUGUUAUCUGGCCAAACUCAUAAAUUACAAAGUGGACUGGUCCUGUCAGCAUGAGAAUGAAGAGAGGAUCUUCACCAUAAAACUACAUAAAUCCAGAGAUGACACCUCCUGUUUAGAACCCGACAGAAAGACGUUAAACUCAGAAGACACCAUGAGAGUUCUUUGCAAGAUUUGUAAUGAUGUGGAAGCAAUAUGCAGCAGCCUGAAAAAGCACCAUAAGAAGGAGAAAGGGCGCCAGGACUGGACUGAGGUCACCUGCAUUUUAGACAGAUUUCUUUUCCAUGUUUAUAUUGUGUUUGUAGCUGUAUGUGUACUCUGCCUCUGCGUUCUGUGGAACCAGUGGUAUAUCAGAUAAGGAAUGGAAAUAGAUAAGUCUACUCUGCCUCUACAUUCUCUGGAACCACUGGUAUAUCAGAUAAGGAAUGGAAACAGACAAUAACGGUAUGUCCUUCUGGGUCAUAGGCAGAAAAUAGAGUACAAUAGGAAGGUUAUACUUUGUAAUGCCA
Molecule: messenger RNA, 789 nt
Organism: Lepisosteus oculatus (spotted gar)
Lineage: Eukaryota; Metazoa; Chordata; Actinopteri; Semionotiformes; Lepisosteidae
Source: RefSeq, a predicted model, not a curated record